UGUUAACCUACUUGGUAAUAAAACCGAUUGUGAUCUAACAUAAUUAGUUAUAUUUCAGGUCUGUCCACCACCACCUUCUCCCCCCAUCUCCCCCCUGUUUCCUCCAUCUCUUCCUUCAGCAGCCCCAUGGCAGCUCACCCCUCUCUUUCCUCCCCGUUCCCCCCUCCCUCCACACUCUCCUCUCCUUAUACAAGCAGCUCUCCAUUUCCUCCCCUCUCCUCUCCAUCUCCAUCUUUUCCUCCCCCCCUCUCCUCCCCCAUGGCUCCGCCUCCUCCCCUCUCGGCUCCUCCCCCUAUGGGUCCGCCUCUCUCAAACUACUCCAUGAGCGCAGGAUAUGACAUCACUCGGGGUCACGCAGGAAGAACGCCACAAACACCGCUGAUGCCCACAUUCUCCAGUCCCAACGCCAUGCCAGGGAUGGGUCCGAACCCCAUGGUCCAGCAGCCCCUGAUGAUGGGGGGAGUCGACGGAUCUCCCAUCACCUUCCCCGAGGAGCAGGAGGACCCCAGAGCGCCGAGCCAGGCCAACGCUGGGGGGGGAUUCUGGGGCUUCUUCAGGGUAAGACCUCCAUGAUCGAAUGUGGCCGUG
Notothenia coriiceps (black rockcod) is the source of this 588-nucleotide messenger RNA. RefSeq names its product proline-rich coiled-coil 1 (gene prrc1). The transcript is spliced from 2 exons. Gene Ontology annotation, cellular component: cytoplasm. The coding region runs from base 127 to 573 and encodes 148 amino acids. NCBI's taxonomy places the organism in Eukaryota, Metazoa, Chordata, Actinopteri, Perciformes, Nototheniidae. Gene Ontology annotation, biological process: activation of protein kinase A activity. The record is from RefSeq and is a predicted model, not a curated record. Gene Ontology annotation, molecular function: protein kinase A regulatory subunit binding.